This is a messenger RNA of Dunckerocampus dactyliophorus (ringed pipefish), 4556 nucleotides long. It is a transcript of the gene slc27a1a, whose product is annotated as solute carrier family 27 member 1a. Gene Ontology annotation, cellular component: plasma membrane; mitochondrial inner membrane. The transcript has 13 exons. Gene Ontology annotation, biological process: phosphatidylcholine biosynthetic process; long-chain fatty acid import into cell; phosphatidylethanolamine biosynthetic process. Lineage: Eukaryota; Metazoa; Chordata; Actinopteri; Syngnathiformes; Syngnathidae. Bases 396 to 2342 code for a protein of 648 amino acids. Gene Ontology annotation, molecular function: long-chain fatty acid-CoA ligase activity; long-chain fatty acid transmembrane transporter activity; fatty acid transmembrane transporter activity. The record is from RefSeq and is a predicted model, not a curated record.
UCUCUUCAACAUGGAGUGCAGAAAAAAAGGCAGGACCACCCUAAACUUCUCAAUUAGAUUUGUAUGUCUUUAAGUUUGUGGAUACAGAAACAAUGGAGACACACAUGUGAACGCCAGAAGCCUACGCGGAUCGGAUCCUUACGUCGAACGACAUUGGAGUGCCUCUUUUUUUCUUUUUUUUUUCUUUUUUUUUAGCAACCACGCUAACCUACCGGCAGCGGCAGAGGAAUCUGUCACAACUAGUUAAAAAAAAAGAAAGGACGCCAUCACAUCCAAUAAUCGAUAAGGAUAUAAUCGAUAGUAACUUCCGUUAAACUUAUCAAGUUGUGGCGUGACCUCUAGCUAGGGUUACUGGGUGAAAGGUGACGCCGUUCGAUCGGUUUGUUUAAUUGAGAAUGCACAAUGUGGCAAGUGUAUCCGCCUCCCUGGGCUCCAUGGGGCUGCUGCGUCUCUGUGGGGCGCCCUGGUCCUGGAGCGUUGCAGCAGGACUGGGCAUGUAUUUGGGCACGAGAAGCUGGAAGUAUUUCUACAUCGCGGCGCGAACUGCCAGGAGAGACAUCAACGGUCUGUAUGUGCUGCUAAGAGUGAGGCUGGCGUUGUGGCGCUACAUGCGCAACGGAAGCAACGUCCUCUCCAUCUUCGCACAGACGGUGAAACGCAACCCAAACAAAAUUGCGCUGAUCUACGAGGCCACCGGGGAAACGUGGACCUUCGCCCAGCUGGAUCAGUUGUCCAACUCGGUGGCCAACUGGGCGAGAAGUCAGGGCUGGGUCUCGGGAGACGUGGUGGCCCUCUUCAUGGAGAGUCGGCCGCUGCAGGUGGCGCUGUGGCUGGGCUUGGCCAAGGUCGGGGUGGAAGCCGCUCUCAUCAACUUCAACCUCCGCAGCGACUCCCUUCUGCACUGUAUCGGGGUGUCGACAUCUCGGGCUAUUGUGUUUGGAGCUGAGCUUGCUGAUGCCAUGUUGGAGGUCAAUUCCUCCUUCAGCCAGUCCAUGGUGCGGUUUUGUACCGGAGACCUCAGUGCUCAUCAGCUAGCCUAUCUGGCCGCGACACCCCUGGACCCCAUUUUAGCAUCCACGCCGGGGCAUGCCCCUUCACCUUGCAUCCCGCGGAAAAACAUGAACGAUCAUUUGUUUUACAUCUACACUUCUGGCACCACAGGGCUGCCCAAGGCUGCUAUUGUUGUGCACAGUCGGUACUACAGGAUCGCCGCUUUCGGCUACUAUGCUUUCGGCAUGCGCCCGAAUGACAUCAUCUACGACUGUCUUCCUCUCUACCACUCAGCAGGUAAUAUCAUGGGUGUGGGCCAGUGUCUGAUGCACGGCGUCACCGUCGUAGUGAAGAAGAAAUUCUCAGCAAGUCGCUUCUGGGAUGACUGCAUCAAGUAUAACUGCACUGUGGUCCAGUACAUUGGAGAAAUAUGCCGCUACCUCUUGUCUCAGCCCGUGCGGCCGUCAGAAAAGGGCCACAAGGUUCGCUUGGCUGUGGGAAACGGACUACGGCCCAGCGUGUGGGAGGCCUUCACCGAUCGCUUUGGGGUGAAGCAGAUCGGGGAGUUCUACGGAGCGACUGAGUGUAACUGUAGCAUUGCCAACAUAGACGGCAAGGUGGGCGCAUGUGGGUUUAACAGUCGCAUCCUGCCCAACGUUUACCCCAUCCGCCUGGUCAGAGUCAAUGAGGACACUCUGGAGUUGGUCCGGGACAGCCGUGGCCUCUGUGUGCCCUGCCAACCCGGAGAGCCAGGUCUCCUGGUGGGUCGCAUCAACCAACAGGACCCCUUGAGGCGCUUUGACGGCUACGCUAAUCACGACGCUACGAGGAAGAAAAUAGCCCAUAAUGUCUUCAAGAAGAACGAUUCAGCGUACUUGUCAGGUGACGUUUUGGUGAUGGAUGAGAUGGGUUACAUGUACUUCCGCGAUCGUGGAGGCGACACCUUCCGCUGGCGAGGAGAGAACGUGUCCACCACAGAAGUGGAGGGCAUACUCAGCAGCCUUCUGGGUCAGACGGAUGUGGCCGUGUAUGGCGUUGCAGUGCCUGGUGUGGAAGGGAAGGCAGGCAUGGCCGCCAUCGCAGACUCCGAUGGAAGUUUCGACUGCAGCAAGUUCCUGGAGGGGAUUCAGGCAGCUCUCCCACCGUACGCUCGGCCGGUGUUCCUGCGAAUCUCGCCGAGCGUCGACACCACAGGUACUUUCAAAAUCCAGAAAACCAGAUUGCAGAGGGAGGGCUACGACCCCCGCCUCACCAGCGACCACAUCUUCUUCUUAAACGGCAAAGCCGCGCGCUACGUGGCGGUAGACGAGGAGCUCUACAUCGCCAUAAUGGAGGGCCGCAUGCAUUUAUGACGUGGAUCGUGGCGAGAGACGAAGAUGAAGUGUUUUCUGCGCCACUCGACAGGAGUUUAACGCCUUCAAGGCGCACUGUUGAGGUGACGGCUCACUCCUUAGGAAGUACUGUUACACAUGAUUCAUUUUUAUUUUUAUUUAACACUGUAGGAAUAAGAUGCUGUGACUUGUCAUGGCGUUUAUUCACUUCAAUAACUUCCAUACAUUAAACACCUCGCCCCGCAUAGAGCGGCUUUCAUGAUGACGUAGGAGGACAAUACGGUUGCUGGGACAUCCCGGUCAGGUAUUUCCAUGUAGGACUGAUUCUUAUAGGGUGACACUCCUGUUGUGUGUCAGGAUGAAGCCUCCGCACAGGAGGUUAUAGGUCAAAUACUAAUAUUUUUUUAAAUGCAGUGCACAAAGCCUAAUGUCCACACAUCUCAAAAGUAAUGUAUGUGCCUUAUGCCGGUGUGUGUGUGUGUGUGUGUGUGUGUGUGUGUGUGUGUGUGUGUGUUUUGAAAGACUGCAAAAGAAUGUAUGGUCACCUUUUUAUCUCCCAUAACAUGUAACACAGUCAUGUCAACCUACUUUUUAUCGUAGGCCACAUCACAGUUAUCACAGUUAUGGUUGCCCUCAAAGUGCUGCUUGUAACUGUAGAAUUAUUUAAAUGUUUGUAUAAUUGCCUCAUUUUAUUAUGACCUAAUUGAUUAUUAGCAUUUUUUCUUUUUGCCAACCAACAAUGGAUCACUAGUAUUGUACAAUUUGUUUUAAAACUGGAUUUUGGUUACCAAAUAGUUUGUUACAACAAAUAAUAUUUGUUGAGUGAAAAGUGAAGAAACACUGGAAUCGCAUUCAAAAAUGCAUUUAGCAAAAAAGAAAAGUGACGUGGCCGGCCGCAUCUGGCCGCUGGGCCUUGAGUUUGACCCCUGUGAUUAUUACGCAUCAAAAAAUAUCCACAUAGUCACAUCAUGUAGCAGGUUUUUCAAGAUUUUAAUACGCAUCCUCCAGGUGACAGGUUGUGUUUUUAACUCCAAAUUAAACAAUUACAUCUUAAAACGUGCCUUGAGUUGUUGUUAUUUAUGUGAAUUGAUUAUCAAACUGGUAUCAAAGUAGCAAAUAACCACUGGGGGGCCUCUAAUUAGUACAGCUGUGGCUGUAGACAACCUCCUGAUGUAGUUUUUUUUUUUUUUUUACCAUGAGUGAGUCAACAGCCAGCAGCUUUAUCAACCUCUCAUGCACUUUAAAAUGGCGGUUGCGCUAUUUUGCAAUUGCUGUGAAACUCGUGUGUAACCCUUGCCGUACUGUACAACGAUCUCAUCAGCGAUAUUAAUGCUGGUUGAGCAGCGUGCUUCUUACCGCGAUGACAACAUUGGCUCUGUUGCUGCUGUGGUGAGCAGUGUACUUGUUAAUAAAUGUUAAUUAAAAAAAUCACACCUAUGCCGAUUGGCUGAUGGACAGCCAAUCGGAUCCUCCAGCUCAGCGUAGGUGUGAUUUUUUUUUUUUUUUUUUUUUUGGGUCUACCACUUGACUUUUUGUUCCAUAAUGCUCAGGAUCUUUCAAAAAAUGUAGAGUGGCUGUCUUACUGCGCCCCACCUCAGCAGCAAUGGGACGCUGUGAGAGGCCUUGCUUAUGCAGCUGGACAAGCCGACCACGUUGAAAAAGAGAAAGCUUCUUAGCUUUAGCCAUCAGGAGGGCAUGACAGUGUGAAUGCCUGACAGAAACUGACAAAUUCGAGCAGAUUUUGGCUUUUAUAGCCUGUGGUCUGAAACUUUUGAUCAUGUAAUAAAUAACCUAUUUCAUUUUUUUUGUGGUUGUUUUUUGUUUAAAUUACAUGUUCCAAAUGUUUUUUGUCUCACUCCCCUUCUUGCUUUUGCAUAUUGUAGCUCUACUUAAAACCUCAUAUCCAAAUGUGCAAAAUGCAAAUUCUAGCAAUUUUUCAACUGGUCUUAAGAUUUUGAUCAGGUCUGUAUACUGUAUAAUGGGUCUACGGUUACUAUAGUGCGCCACUGGGAUCAAGUAUCAUUUUAAAAGCCCCUGAAAUGAGAAGAGUAGGCCGCUCAUGGUAAUUGAUGGUAAGCAGAGGCAGCAAAAACAGUGGUACUUGUCAAGCAAAAUGUUCCUGAAGUUGUACUUGGGAAACAACAACAGCUGAUCUACUGUAUGUCAAUAAAACUCCAAGGCUGGUGCAUUCGUUCCACUUUAUUCCCGUACCUGUCCCUCGCUUCAGAACAAUUC